This is a messenger RNA of Opisthorchis viverrini, 792 nucleotides long. RefSeq lists its product as hypothetical. The transcript has 6 exons. Lineage: Eukaryota; Metazoa; Platyhelminthes; Trematoda; Opisthorchiida; Opisthorchiidae. The annotation marks the transcript as partial. The record is from RefSeq and is a predicted model, not a curated record.
AUGAAGGAAACUAGUCACAAGGUUUCUGAAAACUCUUCGACAGCCCAAGACCUGCGCAGUCCCCGAGUUUCCGUUAACCAAAUUGCACGAAAUCAGCGAACUACACUCAAUUGGAAACAAAUUUGGUAUGCGCAGUCCCCGGGUUUCCGCCAACCUUAUGUUCUACUUAAAAUCAAAUUGCACAAAAUAAGCGAAUAUGCACUCAUUUGCAAUCUAACUUGUUUUUUUUUCGAGAGACUCACCUGGAACCCGGCUGAAUCUCUCGCUUGUGAUGUUCUGAGGCAGAGCUCAUCAGCAGUGCAUAUCCAAUGCCCGUGCCGGGAUUUGAACCCCGGACGGACAUCUGACAUGCGAGGCGCGCAGGUAACCACAACUCCACCAACGCACUCCAACUUGUUCACACAUGAGCGAUGUGAUUGGUGUGCUCGACCCAUCGAACGACGAUCCAGUAACUGUCCUGGUUGUGAAGAUCGAUUGACCUGCCAGUCACCACUUCCCAGUCAGACCCUCUUCCGUUUUGGCGCGACGAGCAACUCGGUGUCAAUGUGGACACACACGGUAUGGCUCAAUGGAUCGCUGAGGUGCGCAAACCGUCACACCACGGUAAAGUCCAGUCUCUUCGUGUGCUACUUGAACCCAAAUUGGACUGUUUUCGAGAAAUACACUCAUUUGCAAAUCAAUUUGGUUUUCACGAGAGACUCAACUGAAUCUCUUGUUUGUGAUAUUCCACAACUGAAUGUGCUACACACAGGCUGCACAAUGGUGCCCAUCUACGCGAUGUUUUUCAUCCUG